AUGGAAAAGAAAUAAGAGAGUGGUUAGAAUACUUUAAUGUCUUUAUGGAGUAAAAGGACUUCUAUUGAUACCGAUUUAAAUGAGACUCCCUCUGUAUAUUUAGACAUGGGUAGUGCUUAUAUUUAUUUAAAUAUUAGAGUAUUCUUAAGACAUUUAAAAGUAUAAUUUUGUCAUAGGAAUUUUGAAACCAGGAUAAAAAAGGAUAGGUUUAAUUGCCAUUAAUAAAAAUAAAUUAUCAAUUGCAGGCAUUUUGGGGAUAAAGAAAUUUAAGAAGUGA
This is a messenger RNA of Paramecium primaurelia, 277 nucleotides long. The record is from the annotation of a GenBank genome assembly. NCBI's taxonomy places the organism in Eukaryota, Ciliophora, Oligohymenophorea, Peniculida, Parameciidae.